Eleginops maclovinus (Patagonian blennie) is the source of this 2669-nucleotide messenger RNA. Its product is annotated as scavenger receptor cysteine-rich type 1 protein M130-like. Gene Ontology annotation, biological process: zymogen activation. Gene Ontology annotation, molecular function: serine-type endopeptidase activity. The transcript has 10 exons. The coding region runs from base 14 to 2077 and encodes 687 amino acids. Lineage: Eukaryota; Metazoa; Chordata; Actinopteri; Perciformes; Eleginopidae. Gene Ontology annotation, cellular component: plasma membrane. The record is from RefSeq and is a predicted model, not a curated record.
CAGAUAGACAGACAUGGAUCAGCUGCUGCUCCUAAUGCUACUGCUGGUGAGCUCAGAAAGACACACCUCAACAGGGUCGGGUGUUAGGUUGUCGGGAGGAAACAGCCGUUGUGCAGGAAGACUGGAGGUGAAACAUCAGGGGGAAUGGAGACCCACAUGGGGCUUUAACUCUCUCAGGACCCUGAAGGAAGCAAACGUUGCCUGCAGAGAGCUCGGCUGUGGCUCUGCUGUUUCUGCAGGAGAGAAAACAGAAGGUACCUCAGAGACACCUGUGUGGAUCAUCAAUCCUGACUGUAUUCAGUCUGGAUCUCUUCUGAGGGAGUGUGCAGAACCAUAUUCCUCUAACUACACCCUGAAUCUCACCUGCUCAGACUCUGUUCGGCUGCUGGGCGGGACUAGUCUGUGUUCAGGCAGACUAGAGGUGAAGUCUGACCAGUCUAACCCACCGUGGUCCCCAGUGUGUGAGGCUGACUUUGACCAGCAGGAUGCCAAGGUGGUCUGCAGGGAGCUUGGCUGUGGGGCUCCUUCAGUCCUCCAGGGGGCGCUCUAUGGAGGGGAGGCUCCAAUGUGGACCAAAGAGUUCCAGUGUGGAGGCCAUGAGGCUGCUCUCCGGGACUGUAGAAGCUCAGGCUCAGAUAGAAACACCUGCUCAGCUGGCAGAGCUGUUAGCCUCACCUGCUCAGAGUCUGUCAGGUUAGUGGGAGGAGACAGUCGCUGUGCAGGAACACUGGAGGUGAAACAUCAGGGGGACUGGAGAGCAGUGGACUGCUAUAACGCUUUCUGGAGCCUGAACACAGCACAUAUUGCCUGCAGAGAGCUCAACUGUGGCUCUGCUGUUUCUGUAGAACGGAGAAUAGGAUCCUCAGGCAUAUCUGUGUGGUUGAUCAGAUCUGACUGUGUUCAGUCUGGAUAUGCUCUGAGGGAGUGUGCAAUAUCAGUUCCCUCUAACUACACCCUGAAUCUCACCUGCUCAGACUCUGUUCGGCUGCUGGGCGGGACUAGUCUGUGUUCAGGCAGACUGGAGGUGAAGUCUGACCAGUCUAACCCACUGUGGUCCCCAGUGUGUGAGGCUGACUUUGACCAGCAGGAUGCAGAGGUGGUCUGCAGGGAGCUUGGCUGUGGGGCUCCUUCAGUCCUCCAGGGGGCGCUCUAUGGAGGGGAGGCUCCAAUGUGGACCAAAGAGUUCCAGUGUGGAGGCCAUGAGGCUGCUCUCCUGGACUGUAGAAGCUCAGGCUCAGAUAGAAACACCUGCUCAGCUGGCAGAGCUGUUAGCCUCACCUGCUCAGAGUCUGUCAGGUUAGUGGGAGGAGACAGUCGCUGUGCAGGAACACUGGAGGUGAAACAUCAGGGGGACUGGAGACCAGUGGUCAGCUCUCCCUCGACCCAGAAGACAGCAAAUGUUGCAUGCAGAGAGCUCGACUGUGGCUCUUCUGUUUCUGUAAGGCAGAUAAAGGCAUCCUCAGACAGAUAUGUGUGGGUUAUCAGAUCUGACUGUCUUGGAUAUUCUCUGAGGGACUGUGCAACACCAAGUAACUCUAACUUCUUCCUGAAUCUCUCCUGCUCAGAUCUGCUGUUUCAGCCCAACAUCUCUGUGUCCUCCUCCAUGGUCGGGGUCUCCGGGGCCCAGCAGCAGGGGUUCAAGAUGUUCAGAGGCUCCACCUUCACUAUCAGUUGCUCCAUUCAGCCUCAGUACCCAGGAGGCUCCUUCCAGCUCAACUUCACUUCCUCCAGCUCAGCCCACAACUAUAACCCAAAGCCAGCUGUCAAUCAUUCUUCCCACUUCCUGUUUCCUUCUGUAGAGCUCGCCCAACAAGGAAACUACAGCUGUGUUUAUCGCGUCUCUGCUUUUUCUCAUGACUUCUCCUCUGAGAGCCGUCUGAUCUCCCUCAGUGUCACAGAUCCAGCACCUUUUAUCAUCCGAGCGGUCGUCCUGCCGCUGAAUCUGCUGCUGGUGACCGCCGGCCUUUACUUCUACUGCAAGGCCACCAGGGGGCGGUUACUGGGCCGACAAGAGGACAUUGAGCUGGAUUGUUAUAACCUGGGGGUUCCCGCAGCUGAAGAGAAAGGAGCGAAGUAGCCCGCUCCAAGACCUCAACUUUCACAGAUGGAUGUAUCAGCUCUUACACCAGUUUUUAACCAACAUUAUCAAAUAUAGCUUGUUAUUUUUACUAUAAAAGUCAUCGACAGUGAUUUAGUGCCUCAUAUUUCCCGACUUCCUGUUAGCUCAAGGCCCAUUGGUUCCUACUGAAGAUGUAGAUCUUUAAAAACAACUAAAAAAUGUGUUUUAUUUUGAAAAGUCCAAUCAGUCGGUGCAGAUUGAAGAUCAAAGACACGCCAAACCAGGCCAGUGAAUGUGUAGCCAAUAAAGGUAACAUAUUGAAUUCAAAAUGAGGCAAAUAUCCUCUUAAUUAGGUAUAACAAUACCAAACGUUUGGAUCUAAUUUGGUGACAUUUGAGCAAAUGAAUCCUGAGAUAACAGGAGGAACGCGUCACAGCGCCACCUAGUGUUUGAUUCGUAGAUCUCGAGCACAUCGAGGGUUGGUGAUCAGUGGAAAAAUCAGGGGGUUUUCACAAUAAUUCGUCUGGUUACUGAUACAUAUUUUUUGUGAAACAGAAUUGUGUUUUGUAAAACGUUUUGUUGACUUUGGUAUAAAAGGAAUUCUGCUUUA